Lytechinus variegatus (green sea urchin) is the source of this 4235-nucleotide messenger RNA. Its product is annotated as serine/threonine-protein phosphatase 6 catalytic subunit. NCBI's taxonomy places the organism in Eukaryota, Metazoa, Echinodermata, Echinoidea, Temnopleuroida, Toxopneustidae. The record is from RefSeq and is a predicted model, not a curated record. The transcript has 8 exons. Gene Ontology annotation, molecular function: protein serine/threonine phosphatase activity. Gene Ontology annotation, biological process: G1/S transition of mitotic cell cycle; peptidyl-serine dephosphorylation. Bases 43 to 963 code for a protein of 306 amino acids. Gene Ontology annotation, cellular component: cytoplasm.
UAACUUUCCUUCCGGUUUGCAUGAGUCACAGAUUCAUUCAAAAUGGCAGAAACAGCGAACGUCGAUAGAUGGAUAGAAAUUGCGAAACAGUGCAAGUAUCUUCCAGAAAAUGAUUUGAAGAAAUUGUGUGAUGUGGUAUGUGACCUGCAGUUAGAGGAAUGCAACGUUCAACCAGUAUCAACUCCAGUUACAGUGUGUGGCGAUAUACAUGGACAGUUUUAUGACUUGGAAGAGCUUUUCAGGACUGGUGGUCAGAUCCCAGAUACAAGUUAUAUUUUCAUGGGUGACUUUGUAGACCGAGGUUAUUACAGCUUAGAGACAUUCACCAGGUUACUCACACUCAAAGCAAAAUGGCCUGACCGUAUUGUUCUGCUGAGAGGGAAUCACGAAAGCAGACAAAUUACACAAGUCUAUGGAUUCUAUGAUGAAUGUCAGACGAAAUAUGGAAACGCUAAUGCAUGGAGGUACUGCACCAAAGUCUUUGAUCUUCUCACAAUCGCUGCAAUCAUUGAUGAGCAGGUUCUGUGUGUACAUGGAGGUCUGUCACCAGAUGUCAAGACCAUCGAUCAAAUCAGAAUGAUAGAACGAGCUCAGGAAAUACCUCAUAAAGGAGCAUUCUGUGAUCUUGUCUGGUCAGACCCCGACAAUGUGGAAACGUGGGCCAUAAGUCCGAGGGGGGCAGGCUGGCUGUUUGGUUCAAAGGUUACAAAUGAGUUUGUUCACAUCAACAACCUGAAGCUGAUAUGUCGAGCUCACCAGCUUGUGCAAGAAGGAUACAAGUACAUGUUUGAUGACAAGCUAGUAACAGUGUGGAGUGCCCCCAACUAUUGCUACCGCUGCGGAAACAUCGCAUCGAUACUCGCUUUUAACGACGCCACCACCCGAGAAGCCAAACUAUUCCGUAAUGUUCCAGAUAGUGAACGUGUGAUUCCGGCUAGGACGACAACGCCGUAUUUCCUCUGAUUCUAUGUAUACUAAUCACAUAAAGACUGUCUGAACCAGAGAAUCUUUGGAAUUAAAUAGAAAUCACCUGCACAUUUAAUUGUGGAUUGGCUCCUUAUGUAAUUCUAAUUUUAUUCCCCUCAAUAAAUUAGUAAUGUACUUUGCUCUAGAAUGCAUGUGGUGUCAAAGUUCGUAGUCAAAAUACAAAUAAAUUAAUCUAUAUUUUGGUCCUUCUUAUUAAAGCCAAUAAUUAGAUCAGGAUUUAAAACUAUGCUAUGUAUUUUAGAUAUUGACUUGGUGAAAAACUGUAUGUAAAAGAAACAGGUACCUGUAUGUAAAUAAUGAGAAAAAUAGCCUUUUUAGAUCUGGAUGGAAUAAAAGAUUAAGUUCAGGUGUGGAUUCGUUUUUUUUUUAUCAAGAAAGGAUGAAUAUUUUUUUAUGUAAAUCUUCUCAUUUGAAUACAUCUUAAUGAUGUUUAUUCACACAUUUUACAUUUUCAGUGUCUGCUUUUUGCUUUUUUGUUUACCAAGAAGUUUAUGAAAAUCGCUGUUUUCUUUUAUUCCGUCACUCCCAUUCAAUCACCUAUGUCACAUGUAUAAGUCUUUUUUAUGUACUUUUAACAUUAUCCUUGAUACAGUUUUUAGUGCCAGAUUUAAGUGAAUCAAAAUAAUAAGAAGUUUUCUGAAUAGGCAAUUUCCCAAUAGAGGAAAAAUUUCCCCUUGGCCAUAAAAAUGCGCAUGCAACUUUUAUGCAAGGGUGAUCUUAAUAGGCAAUUUCAUUUUUAUGAGUUUUAUCAUUGCUAUGAAAGAAAAACAUGGUGUUUGAUGCAUAGUGUUGAGUACACUCUCAGUAUAAUGCAAGUGAUUGAAGUCAUAUGGGUGCAACUUGCAUGCAUGUAUUAGGAAACACAUAUAUCACUCUACCAUACGAGGUCUUGUGUCCUCUGUCUCGAUUGAUUCAUGGUUGAAUGCUAUUUAAUUUUCAAUUAUAUUUCACUGAGCUCCUUUAUGUAUAUUGUAUAAAUGAAUAGUGAAGAGAUACCGGUUUUACUGCAUCUGUAUCUCUCAAAUAUUUUGUAAAUGACUGUAAAUAAUAUUGUGUAGUGCAUGUUCCUUUGAAUUAAAAACAAUGGAAACGGAUGAAGAUACAUUGAGUGUUUUUAGUACACCAAAAGACAAUAUGUUCUCUUUGAGGCUGCCAUUGGGCUUUAGGCUGGCCUAAAGGACAAUUAUGUGGCAUUACAUUGUCCUUGACCUUGACUUCUGGCAGUCAGUUCUUGGCCUUGGCCAUGGUUUUCAGGCCUGGUGCAUAACACUGACCGAAACCCAAUCUUCCCCCCAAAAAAAAAAAUUAAAAAAAAUGAAAAUCAUGUCCCUGUAGAUGAAAAUGCAGUGUUUUACUUCUACCAUGUCAUUGCGAUAAAUCUUGACAUAGUAUUUGAGUUUUGAAUAUAUUUUAAUCUGAGUAGUGCCAGAAUUGAAAGUUUUCCAUCAUUCAGACCCCAGAUUAUCAAUGUUAUAUUGCAUAUUUUCCCAAUUUCAGUGAUGGUUAGCCAAAAAGUUAAUCUAUUGGGAAAAUACAUUACUUUAAUCAUCUUUAAAUCUUUAUGUGAUAAGGUAUAAAGCUAUCUGAAAAGCUAAACUACUAGAUUUUUAAAGCAUCUUCAAAUGUCUAUCCAUUUGUUUUUAGAAAUAUGUGUAUUUCCAUUUCAUGUUUUAUUUGAUAUUCUUUUAUUAUUGUUUUGAUUCAAAGCCAAUAUUUGUUUUAUGUUUGUGUGGUUUUAAGGUCAUUGAGAUGGUGAAGAGUUAUUUCAAGUUGAAUCAUUUUAUGAUCAGUAUUAGAUUCUUCAAGAUGGCAACACCCUGUCAUUUCCAAACACCUAAUUUAUUGUGUAAGAAAACUUUGUGGAUUCUCAAUGAUUUUUAUAAAGCUGAACAAAAAUACUCUUGAGGUUUGUGUAAGAUGGUACAUAUCCACUCCCUCGAUCCCCCAUUAAAAAAAAUGCCAAUUAUUAAAAUGGACUUUAAAAAUAUAUGUUUGAAUUAGCCAUUGUUGCCAAUUUAAAAGCAAAAUCCAUGAAGUUCAUGUGAUCAUGAAAAAAGGGGGUCCUAUUUUAGCCCAAUUCUAUCCUUGCAUCAUAUAAAUUUAAGGAUCGAAAAAGUCAAAAUUUAUUUGAAUUUUUCUCGCUAUAUUAUGCACAUGAUGUACUUGGCAUGUGGUCACAUUAUACAGGAGUGAGGGUGUAUACUGCAUUACCAAAGAGCUUUGUAGUGAAUAACAAAAAUGUAUCGAGUUUAUGUGUAUAAGUGAAAGCCAUAUCAUAUAAAAAUGAAGUUGUUGAAUCCAUACCUUAUGGAGUUAUAAUAACCAUGUCAUAUGAAAGUGGAGUUGUCAAAACCAUAUCAUAUGAAAGUGGAGUUGUCAAAACCAUGUCAUAUGAAAGUGGAGUUGUCAAAACCAUGUCAUAUGAAAGUGGAGUUGUCAAAACCAUGUCAUGUGAAAGUGGAGUUGUCAAAACCAUAUCAUAUGAAAGUGGAGGUGUCAAAACCAUAUCAUAUGAAAGUGGAGUUGUCAAAACUAUGUCAUGUGAAAGUGGAGUUGUCAAAACUAUGUCAUAUGAAAGUGGAGUUGUCAAAACCAUGUCAUAUGAAAGUGGAGUUGUCAAAACUAUAUCAUAUGAAAGUGGAGUUGUCAAAACCAUGUCAUAUGAAAGUGGAGUUGUCAAAACCAUGUCAUAUGAAAGUGGAGUUGUCAAAACCAUGUCAUGUGAAAGUGGAGUUGUCAAAACCAUGUCAUAUGAAAGUGGAGUUGUCAAAACCAUGUCAUGUGAAAGUGGAGUUGUCAAAACCAUAUCAUAUGAAAGUGGAGUUGUCAAAACCAUGUCAUAUGAAAGUGGAGUUGUCAAAACCAUAUCAUAUGAAAGUGGAGUUGUCCAAAACCAUGUCAUAUGAAAGUGGAGUUGUCAAAAACCAUAUCAUAUGAAAGUGGAGUUGUCAAAACCAUGUCAUAUGAAAGUGGAGUUGUCAAAACCAUGUCAUAUGAAAGUGGAGUUGUCAAAACCAUGUCAUGUGAAAGUGGAGUUGUCAAAACCAUGUCAUAUGAAAGUGGAGUUGUCAAAACCAUAUCAUAUGAAAGUGGAGUUGUCAAAACCAUGUCAUAUGAAAGUGGAGUUGUCAAAACCAUGUCAUAUGAAAGUGGAGUUGUCAAAACCAUAUCAUAUGAAAGUGGAGUUGUCAAAACCAUGUCAUAUGAAAGUGGAGUUGUCAAAACCAUGUCAUAUGAAAGUGGAGUUG